Molecule: messenger RNA, 1734 nt
Organism: Rotaria sp. Silwood1
Lineage: Eukaryota; Metazoa; Rotifera; Eurotatoria; Philodinida; Philodinidae
Source: the annotation of a GenBank genome assembly
AUGGCUACAAGAUCAACACCAAAAGAUGAAGCUAUUAUCGAAUCUCAUAUGCAUCCAACAACGGCUGAUACUACACCAGCAGAAAAUAGUGUUGAUUUAUGUAGUCAGAUUUUAAUUGGUCUUUCUUAUCUUCUAAUGAUUAUUACAAUGCCAUUAUCAUUAUGUUUUUGUAUUAAGAUUGUUCAAGAGUAUGAACGAGCUGUUAUACUACGUCUUGGUCGUAUAUUACCAGGUGGUGGUAAAGGACCUGGUCUAUUUUGUGUUUUACCUUGUGUAGAUACAAUAAUUACAAUUGAUUUACGAACGGCAACAUUUAAUGUUCCACCACAAGAAGUUUUAACACGUGAUUCAGUAACUGUAUCAGUUGAUGCUGUUGUUUAUAGUCGAGUUUUUAAUCCAGUAAUUAGUGUAACAAAUGUAAAAAAUACUCAAUAUGCAACACAAUUACUUGCACAAACAACAUUACGAAAUAUACUUGGUACGAAAACUCUUCAGGAAAUACUUAGUGAUCGUGAAGCUAUUGCACAAAAUAUGCAAAUUCAACUUGACGAAGGAACUGGUCCAUGGGGUGUUAAAGUUGAACGUGUUGAAAUUACAGAUGUUCGUUUACCUCAAUCAAUGCAACGAUCCAUGGCUGCUGAAGCUGAAGCAACUCGUGAAGCUCGUGCAAAAGUAAUUGCUGCUGAAGGUGAACAACGAGCAUCAAGACAAUUAAAAGAAGCUGCUGAUGUUAUUGCUGCAUCACCAAUUGCUCUUCAAUUACGAUAUUUACAAACACUAACACAAAUUUCUGCAGAAAAAAAUUCAACUAUUGUUUUUCCAGUUCCUGUUGAAUUACUCAAUUUGUACGAUAUGGCAACAACAGAAUCUUUGAAUGAGAAAAGUUAUUCGUUAAAUAAUAGAAAUGAAAGAGCAACAAUGUCAGAUGGUUUUGAUCUAUGUGCUUGGAUAUUAAUUAUUUUUUCUUAUAUUCUAGUCAUAAUUACAUUUCCAAUAACGACUUUUUAUUGUAUUAAAGUUGUUCAAGAAUAUGAACGUGCUGUUAUUUUUCGUCUCGGACGAAUUUUACAAGGUAGAAUAAAAGAAUAUGUUAUAUUCAGUGGUGGUGCAAAAGGACCUGGACUUUUUUUUAUUUUACCUUGUCUAGAUAAUAUUGUUAAAGUUGAUUUGCGAACAACUACAUUUAAUGUACCACCACAAGAAAUUUUAACACGUGAUUCAGUUACAGUCUCUGUUGAUGCUGUUGUUUACAGUCGUGUGACAGAUCCGACUGCUAGUGUAACGAAAGUACACAAUGUUCAUUCAGCAACACAAUUACUUGCACAGACAACAUUACGAAAUAUACUUGGUACGAAAACUCUUCAAGAAAUUCUUAGUGAUCGUGAAGCUAUUGCACAAAAUAUGCAAAUUCAACUUGAUGAAGGAACUGGUCCAUGGGGUGUUAAAGUUGAACGUGUUGAAAUUACAGAUGUUCGUUUACCUCAAUCAAUGCAACGAUCAAUGGCUGCUGAAGCUGAAGCAACUCGUGAAGCUCGUGCAAAAGUAAUUGCUGCUGAAGGUGAACAACGAGCAUCAAGACAAUUAAAAGAAGCUGCUGAUGUUAUUGCUGCAUCACCUAUUGCUCUUCAAUUACGAUAUUUACAAACACUAACACAAAUUUCUGCAGAAAAAAAUUCAACUAUUGUUUUUCCCAUUCCCAUUGAAUUACUCAAUUUCGUCAAACCAAAUCGUUAA